AUGGCUUUGGCCUUGGUGGCUCAGUCCGCGGCGUCGGUGGUAAUCGAGAAGCUGAUCGGCGCGGCCGUAUCCUUCGUGGGGGAGUGCGGCGCCGGGCUGAGCGACGUGCAGAAGGAGAUCCAGAGGCUUCGUCAGGCUUUUCCACGGAUUCGAGCGAUCUUGACUUUCGUCGAGGAGGGGCAGACUGUCACUACGAAGCAAAACGAGUGGCUCGACGCCUGGCUGUGGCAACUCAGAGAUGCUGUCGAUCAGGCGGAGGAUGUGCUUGAUGAGAUGGAGUACUACGAGCUGGAGAAGGCAGUGAAAGCUGGAGAUAACAAAGUACGACAAGGUACUGAACUCAACUUAAAAUGGAAGUUUACUGAGUUUGCUGACAAUAUCUUUGGAAAUGACGACACUUUGACGAGGUUGAGGGGGGCCGUGAAGGCGUUAGAUCAUGUUGCUGCUGGUAGUGAGCCUUUACUUCACCUUGUUACGCAGCUAUACAAUUCGGAUGUUAAGCGUCAACAGGAAGAUGAGAUACGAAAUGCCCGUGAGACUAGCUCCUUCUUAACUGAGGAUACAAUUUACGGUCGAGACACGGAGAAGGAAAGGAUAGUUGAAUGGUUAACAAAACCGACAAGCGAUGAGCCGGAGAAUGCUUCUGCAACUGUCGGAAAGGUCUCGGCUUUUGCGAUCGUUGGCAUGGGUGGGUUGGGAAAGACCACUCUCGCGCAGUUCAUCUACCACGAUGAAAAAGUGCGGAAGUGCUUCGACUUGGUUUUGUGGGUGUGUGUUUCCGAUCAAUUUGAUGUGGCUAUGCUGACAAGAAAGAUCUUGGAAGCGGCGAAUGUUCGGGAGAGCCUUGGCGACAAGAGCCUUAAUACAAUUCAAGAGAUUCUUAAAGAAAAGCUGAUCUCCAAGAAGUUUUUUCUUGUACUAGACGAUGUAUGGGCUGAUAAAAAAUUUCUUCAAUGGAAGAGUUUGGUGAGUCCUUUAAAAUUUGGACAACAUGGAAGCAAGAUUCUGUUGACAACUCGAAUGGAUUCAGUGGCGGACACGGUAGCCAGUAUUCUACGAUGUAAAAAAGAGUCUUUAACAUUAACUGGGUUAAAAAAAGUUGAUUUUAUGCAUCUUUUCAAUGCGCAUGCAUUUGCUGGAACGAAUAUUGAUGAUCAUGGAAACUUAAAAUUGAUUGGUGAGCAAAUAGCAAAGAAGCUUGGGGGAUGCCCAUUGGCAGCAAAAAUUUUGGGCGGAUGUUUGAACUCUUGCAUGGAUGAAAAAUACUGGACAUUAGGAUGA
This is a messenger RNA of Ananas comosus (pineapple), 1281 nucleotides long. Its product is annotated as disease resistance protein RGA2-like. The transcript has a single exon. The coding region runs from base 1 to 1281 and encodes 426 amino acids. Gene Ontology annotation, molecular function: ADP binding. NCBI's taxonomy places the organism in Eukaryota, Viridiplantae, Streptophyta, Magnoliopsida, Poales, Bromeliaceae. The record is from RefSeq and is a predicted model, not a curated record. Gene Ontology annotation, biological process: defense response to other organism.